GUCUGUUGGCCGAAGACCUUACCUCUGGUGAUGCACCUGCAACGGUUAUCAUCCUCAAGGCCCAGCAAUUGGCAGCUGAAUACUGGUAGCCACCAUCUGGGCUCUCCUGCUGGUCAUUGGUUUGCCCCUUCAGGUGACGAACACGCCCUGGAACGAGCGCUUGACGUUUGUGUUCCGACCCGCGGGUCAGUCGGUGCGCAAGGCGCUGCACGUCUCGCCCCUCAUGGACAUGCAGAACACAUGGCACCUCGAGGCUCCCGAGCCCUCCGACCGGCUUCACCUGGUAGUCCGCGCCUCGCACCCAACGCACGGGGACUACUUCUACGCGGGUCUCACAGCCCGCCGCUGCGGCGCCGCUGUCCACAGCGGGGCUGCGACCACCCGCCCCUCCCCCCAGCACCCGCAGCAGCAGCUGUCUGCCGGGCUGCAUGCGUGUGUGAAUGAGGAGGCGGGGCUGGGCAGCCUGCUGCGGUACGGCUUCAUGCCGCACCGGGUGGCGCUGCUGAUCUACUGGCAGGUGGGUGGGCAGACUGGUGAACCGGGCGGGUAGACCCGCCGGUACUUGGGAGUGUUAAUAAUCACAGUAGGAACGUACUGUGAUUGCCGGAAGAUGAAGGCCCCACAGAAACGCCACAGGAGCCGAGGAGUAUGGUGGCGUAUGUAGAACUAUAAAUCCGGUACUGGUGCUGGUAAUAAGUAGGACGCAAGGGUGUGUGUACCGCACCUAUACUUCUGACGUCCUUUUGGAGCGUCCUCCUGCACGCAUGCAGCAGGGCUAACACCGAACGAAAGCUUUGCAGACACGCAAUGAGCGUCUGGUGAAGGUUACCGGGGAGGGAGCCUGAAGCUAUCAAGCUGCUGUUCAAGGGGGUGCCCUUCUACCCUCCCCCCGACAAGGCCUACCAGCGGCAGCUGGUGACGGAGGAGGGGGACCCCCCCGCCGACACCCAGCCCGCCGAUUGCACGACACAGCCGGACGCGCAAGGCAGCGACAGCAGCGGCAAGGGCUGCUGCGUCGGCAGCGGCUGUGGUGGCGGGGGCUCCGGUCUGUGUCCCAUGGUAGUGGGGCUGCAGGCCUCGUCCGCCGCUUGCUCGGGUCGGGGGGCUGCUUGCAUGGGGGCGGGAGCGGCGGCAGGGGCGGGCGGCGCCUCGCAGCACUCGCACCCUCGCAACGGGGUGGAUGGGAGGCACUUCAUGUGGCGAGCUGCGCCCAACUGGCCCUGGCGGGAGGGGUGAUGCAGGGGAGCCGAGAUGGAACAAUGACCAGAGGGAGGUGGGGGGGGGGGGUGCGGGCCGCUCUUUGAAGAACGGGGUCAGCAAGGAGUGGCCCGCCACUUGGACGGAAGAGUAGCGAGCGAGCGCUUCUUGUGUACAGUGGGCAAGCGGCAUGUGUGACCAAUCCGCAUGGGGCCGCAUAUGUGCUGCGAUGCCGACUCACACACCUACAACCUGUAAGGUUUGUGGUUCGCCUUUUAAGAGCUACGUGGCGCAAUUGUCCAGUGCUGCUGUAUCGAGCGCACCGCUGCAGGAUCCCGUUGGUUAGUGCGGUACGGCAGGUCACAAGAGGGUUCAUUGGGGGGCAUGUGUGGGGGUAUGUAUGUCCAAGUCCAAUCCAGCAACUCACGGUGCGCCCCUGCGGCGGUCACAUACUUGACAUUCAGGAGUUGUGGACAAAGUCAGGCCCUUGACGGUGGGGCACUGAGUUUGCAACACAACUACCGUGGUCACGGCAACGACAGGCUUGCCGUCAAGUCCUCGAGGUAUUGCCAAUGAUGUACAACUUUGUUGUACUUCCGUGCCCUGCUGUAAAAGGCACGCAUCAGGAUCCCUUGCAACCCGUCCGACAAAAACAAGGCAACACUCAGGAGAGGUACACUGAGGGCAAUCCUUCCCAGUGGCAAGCUGGCUGCUGGGCUCGCCCCACCACAACAGCGGGGAGGUUACGGCACCUGCUUCCUUG
Messenger RNA from Astrephomene gubernaculifera, 1960 nucleotides. NCBI's taxonomy places the organism in Eukaryota, Viridiplantae, Chlorophyta, Chlorophyceae, Chlamydomonadales, Astrephomenaceae. The record is from the annotation of a GenBank genome assembly.